UUUAGUAGAAAUAUUGAAAUUCUUAAACAAACAACAUUAAAGCAAGAAAACGUCUUCAAAUGUUUUGCAAAAAUUUUGUUAAAAUCUUUUGUGUUAUUAUAAUCAAUAUAUUAUUUUUAUGCGAGGGUCGCAUUUUAAAACGCUGUGAUUUGGCUCGAGAAAUGUUACGUUUGGGUACUUCUAAACAUGAACUUGCCACCUGGUGUUGCAUUGCACAAUUUGAAAGUAAAUUUAAUACUUCGGCGGUGGGCCAAUUAAAUGGCAAUUGGUCUAAUGAUUAUGGUCUUUUUCAAGUUAGUGAUCGUUAUUGGUGUCAAUCGAGAGCUUCAAGACCCUCUGCUAAUCUAUGUAAAGUUUCAUGUCAAUCUUUAAUAACUGACAAUAUAGCAGAAGCUGUUAAAUGUGCUCAUAAUGUUAAGAAACGUCAAGGUUGGCGAGCUUGGGCUGCUUACAAUGGUCGUUGUAAUAAAUUGAAAUCUUUGCCGUCUAUAGAAGAAUGUUUUUAAAGUUUAAAGUAAAAUAUGAAUAAAAAAUUUUGUUUACAAAAAAUAAAAAA
This is a messenger RNA of Lucilia sericata (common green bottle fly), 556 nucleotides long. Its product is annotated as lysozyme P-like. The coding region runs from base 60 to 506 and encodes 148 amino acids. The record is from RefSeq and is a predicted model, not a curated record. The transcript has a single exon. Lineage: Eukaryota; Metazoa; Arthropoda; Insecta; Diptera; Calliphoridae. Gene Ontology annotation, molecular function: lysozyme activity.